GCGCGCAGGUUCGCAAAUGACGGACGUCGCACCUGCAGCUGCCGCAACCGGCAUCUCCAUGGCAAAUCAGGACGCGGUUGCCAUCACACCUCUGCCGCAGAAGGAAGCUCCAUCGCUCGUAAUGGAUGGGGCUCAUUUGAAAGACGCCGAGAUAUGCUUGAGCGCUACUUCUGUCCCCACGGAACUCGUAUCACCCGCUGUCCUUUCUACAUCCGAUGGCGAAGCGUCGAAAGGCACCACCGCUGAAACGGUGACGCGAAUGGUGGAUGAGAUCAAGGGAAUCUUGAACUCGUCGCCGUCAAAGAUCCCUGUGCGAAAGGGGUCCGGGGGGGCGACGUCGAGUUUCACGUUGGACGACAAGAACGCUCCACCCCCUGCUCCGACAGAGUCUGACGUAUCUCCUUCAAAACGUAAAUCCGUGUCGCCAAGUCAAAAAGACGAGAUAGCCCAUCGGCUUUACGCGAAAGCUAUGGAACUCAAGGAAAAGCGGGACAACUUGUAUCGGCAGCCAAAAGAAGAGUGCACGUUCAAACCCACGAUCAAUCGGACAGCGUCUAAGCGCGAAGAUUCGUCCGAAAAGGAUCGGUUCCUCGCACUGCACGAACAAGCGGAGGACAUGGCGCGGAGGAAGGAAGAAUUGAAGCAGAGCCUCGAAGCACAGUUCACGUACAAGCCCGAGAUCUCGAACUUGUCGCGUCGAUUGUCCGCCCGGCACGACACCGAUGUUUCCAAGUCGACGUCACGCGUCGAAGAGCUGUACAAGAACCACCAGGAAAUUGAAGCCAAACGAGAAGAGAAGAAGAAAGAACUUGAAAAAAAGGACGCCGUCGAAUGCACGUUCCAGCCCAAGAUCAACAAGAAAACCAAAUCGCCACCCAAGCAACCGUUGUAUGACGCCGAGUUACUCAAGCAAAAGCGCCUUGAGAAGGAGCGUAAAAAGGCCGAGCUAGAGAUGACCGAAUGUUCGUUCAAACCCCAGACGUCGGCCAAGGGCAAGACGAACGACAAGUCGUUCUUUGAUCGGUUGCAGGAAGCCAACAAGAAGAAAGUGGAGCGCUUGGAAGCUUUGCGGAAGGCCAAAGAGGAACGCAUCGAGCAAGAGGCCACUUUUCGCCCAGCUAUCAACGAUUCAAAGGUCAAGGCAUCAAAAGCGAUGGAAAAAGUCCCAUUUCACGAGCGACUGUUCAACAAAGAGCUGCUGCAAUCGCAAGCUGUGGAACGCGAGCAAAAGAAGAUCGAACUGGAAUCGCAAGAGUGUACCUUCAAGCCUGAAAUCAUCAUUGCGCCAACUGUAUCGUUGGAGCGCCGCGGCAGCAUCUUUAAUCGACUCUUUGAAGAGACCAAGAAGAAGCAGGAAAUGUUGGAGCUGGCGGAACAGGAAAAACUCAAGAAGGAAAUGGAGGAAUGCACGUUCAAGCCCCAAGUGCUAGUCGAUCCAGCGCUGAUUCUGAAAGAGGUGCCGCAGGAGCCGGUGUGGGAACGCCUGUCCAACGACAAGAAACAGAUAUUGGAAGACAGGGAAAAGCGAAAAGAAGAGCUGGAGCAGCAGGGGUGCACAUUUAAGCCGAACAUCCUUGGAAAUGGGUGUGAAUCGACUCGUCGGUUGAGCAUGCGCCGUCCGUCGUCGCCAACACUACAGCGAUCGCCGUCCAAGAGCGUCGAGAAGCCCACGGACGCGAUAGAACAAGGCGCUUCGUCAGAAGCGACUAGCCCAUCCGUAACAGGAGUCGACGACUCCGAGCCGAAGGCAAUUCUAACCAACCUCGACAGCUGGGCGGCAAGUUUUGAGGAGAAGAUGCAACAGCUGCAAUAAUGUAGGCUGUGCAUUUGUCGGGUGGUCGUGGCUUCAUUCCAACUAGUCCCGAAAAGAAAGACUUGCAUUAGCGAACAUACACGACCUCGGUCUCUGUUUCACCAACGAGCUCGAUCUUAUCGAGCUGGCCGAGGCCGACCAUGGACGGCGCAAACGUGAGGUAGAAGCGUUUCAGCAUGACGUUGGGCUUGCCAUUGAGCGUCCCGUGCAAAAAGUAACCCGCGUGAUUGCGCAGCUGGAACGUCCUGCCUUUGAGCAUGCCGAAUUGAAUCGCAUGGACGCCUUGGCCAAGAUGCUUUGUCGUCCACUGGUAAGUCGUGUUGCGUUCGAUGGCACUCAUGGAUUGUCUACCGUCGUGUCCGGUGAGUGCUCCGAGCAAAACCAGUGUCCUGAGCAUUGCUUUACCGCGGGUUCUUGGCCUUUUCGAACAUGACCCACUCGCCGACAAGCGGAUCCGUCAUGUGCAGCG
Molecule: messenger RNA, 2282 nt
Organism: Aphanomyces invadans
Lineage: Eukaryota; Oomycota; Saprolegniomycetes; Saprolegniales; Verrucalvaceae
Exons: 3
Coding region: 17-1813 (598 amino acids)
Source: RefSeq, a predicted model, not a curated record